CAAAUCGUUUAUUUUUGAUUAAAAAGUGGGUAAGUUGGCAGGCGUAAAUUAGUCCUCCCUUAGUUCUGUAGUCGAUCGGAGAUCUGCCGUCUUCCACAAUGUCGAGCUAGGCCUGGAACUGUUACUGAAAUCAGGCUAUGGAUAUCCUGGAGGAUGAUGUAAUUUCAGGAGGAGAUCAGGAACUUGAUACUGAUCGCGAACACGAGCGGAUACUGAAGGAAAUUGAAACAACUGACACAGCCUUCAUCGGAGCAUCGUUAAGGGCCGUGUGUGAAGGAAGUGAUCAUGACAAAUUUCUACAAAAGCUUGACCAACGAAUCAAACAACAUGAUAGAGAUAUAGAACGUUUGUGUAAUUUUCAUUAUCAAGGCUUCAUUGAAUCAAUCACUGAAUUGAUAAAAGUUCGUGGAGAUGCUGAGAAAUUGAAGAAUCAAGUUGUUUUGAUAAAUAAUGAGCAGCAAGAGUCUGGUAAGGAAUUAUGCAGAAAAUGUCAAGAUUUAAUUCAAUGUAGAUUGCAACAACGGAAUAUUGCUUCUGCCAUUGAUGAAUUAACUAUGUGUUUACCUGUUCUACAAACAUAUGGGAAAAUGCAAGACCAAAUAAAAGCUGGGAGGUACUACUCUGCUUUGAAAACGCUUGAAAAAUUGGAACAUACUUAUUUGCCACCUGUUCAUAGGUAUAGAUAUUGUGAGAUUAUGAUUGAAAAUAUUCCGAAAAUCCGAGAGCAUAUCAAAGAAGUUUCAAAAUCUGAAUUGAAGGAUUUUCUUGAAGUUGUUCGUAAAAAUUCACCGAAGAUUGGAAAACUUGCAAUGUGUCAGGUUGACCAGGAAAAAAAUUUCAAGUUAUCAGAAGCAGAUGGUGCUAGAACGAGCAACAACUUUUUACUCGGUCAAGAAAGUCUAACGGAAGUCGAUCGACAUCUAAUGUCAAACAGCCAUAAAACGUCAAGUAAAAAGAAAAGAAAAGCACCCAAGAAAAAUCCUCCAGAAUCCAAUAUAAGAAUUAAUCCUUUUGAUCAGUCUUAUGACGACUUGAAUUCCUCGAAUCCUUUCGCAGAAACUAAUGGAAUUUCUUCUAAUCCAUUUGCUGAAGAAAUUACAGAUGAAACUGAUGGUAAUCCAUUCGCGGAAGGUGAUGGAAUCACAGAUGAGCAUGAUAACGCCAAACAAUUAUUAAGUGAGAAUUCCAAGGACGUUUCACCUUCAGAUUUGAUUGACUUUUCACCAGUUUAUAAAUGUCUACAUAUAUUUGGAAUUCUCAAGUUUCGUGAUCAGUUUGAAAAAUAUUAUAGAAUUCAGAGAAGAACUCAAGCUGAAAUUGCAUUGCAACCACCCAACAAUAUGCAUGAAAGUUUAGAAGGUUACACAUCGUUUUUCCAUCAAAUUGUUGGUUUCUUUGUUAUCGAAGACCACAUUUUACACACUGCAAAUAAUCUUGUUGAUCAAGCCUAUAUAGAUAGCUUAUGGGACAUGGCCUUGUCGGAAAUCGUAGCUGUUUUGAGAACGGAUUCUGAUUAUUGUGGAGAUGCAGAUAUGUUGAUGGCAGUGAAAAAUCAUAUUGUUAUAUUUGCCGACACAUUGAAGGCAUACGGUUUUGAUGUUGACCAAUUGUUUUCAUUACUGAUUGAAAUGAGAGAGCAGUACAGUGAUAUUUUACUGAAGAAAUGGUCAAGAAUUCUUCAAACUAUCUUCGAUGAAGAUAAUUAUACACCAAUUCAAAUAACAAGCGACACAGAAGAAAUGGAAUUGUUAUCUUCAUUUCCUUAUGAAGAUGUUGAAUUCAUAAAAGCAAGUUUUCCGAAACAACUUCCAUUUUCAAGAUUUGUUCCGAGAGUGUUCAAUGAAAUCAAAAGUUUUGUUAAAGCUUGUCUUGAAUAUUGUGAAGACCUUCAUCUCAGUUCAACAGAAGUGGAUGACAUGAUACGAAAAUCUACCAAUUUGUUAUUAACAAGAACAUUGAGUACUGAACUACAGAAACUCGUACAGAAGCCAACUCUUGGACUCUUGGAGCUUGUACAAAUCACAAUCAACACGUCAUACCUGGAGAAUUCAUGUAGUCAUGUGGAAGAAUUUGUUCAUAGCAUAACAGGUGUAGAUUCCUCUGCAUCACACACUGCUAAACUUGUUGGAGUAUCUACUUUCAAAGAUGCUAGAAGUGAAACUGAGUCUCAGAUUUAUAUCAAAGUCAACAGUAAAGUCGAUGAAUUUUUUGAACUGGCUGAAUAUAACUGGAGCAUGUCAGAAGCAAUGGGAACUGCAAGCAGUUAUUUAUUGGAUUUGAUUGCUUAUCUAAGACAUAAUUUCAGAGUUUUCAGUCACUUACCAGAAAAGGUGGCACAAACCGCUUGUAUGUCUGCCUGCAAACACAUUGCAACCAGGUUGAUGGAAACCUUGAUGGAUCGAGAUAUUCGACAAAUAACAAUGGCUGCCUUACAACAAUUUAAUCUUGAUGUCAUGCAAUGCGAAUUUUUCUCAAGUUCUGACCCAGUUCCAGGUUUUCAAGAUGGAGUUUUGCAGAUGAGUUUUCUUGAACUUCGUCAAUUACUCGAUCUGUUCUUAUCGUGGGAUUGGUCAUCAUAUCUUGCUGAUUACGGGAGUGGAAACAGCAAAUAUUUGAGAGUCGGUCCCGCCACUGCAUUGUCAUUAUUGGAAAAGAUUCGUGAGGACAGCAAACGUCGUAAUAUAUUUACAUCAUUCAACAGACAAGAACGGGAAAAGAAAAAACUCCUGGAAACUGUUUUAAAACAACUUCGUAAUAUUGUCAAUGAUUGGACCCUUCUCUGUGUGCCAUAUAAUAAACUGAACAAGAAAAGACAGGAAAGGUUGCAGUACUAAAAGUACGGAAGAUAGCGAUGACCGAAUAUAUGAACAUUAAGGUGAUUCUGUUUCAGUAACAUACGCCACUCAGAUAGCAGAAGCGCAGCUUCUUGUUAAAACAUGUGAAAAUAUUUUGCUAACAACUGACCAUAGGAACAAUUUGAAAUCAGCUAAAUAUAUUAAUCUAGGAAAACACUUUGGAGUGUAUAAGCCGUUAGUUCAGUAAUGAAAAUUAGAUUAACAAACGACAAUGGGAUUCGGGACUGGCACAAAACUGUUCUUGGAAAGUCGUAAUAAUCAGCGAACUUGACCUUGUUUUCACAUCAAUAACUUUGACGUGGUUUUCUGAAAUGAAGAAACCUGUCUUUUGAGUUCGAUACGAAGCCGAACUGGGUUCCUAACAUUUCGAGUCCUGUCACUCGUUGUCAGUGAUUAUAACAAACAGCCAUGAAUUUGUUCUGUGCACUUUUGAUUUUAAACAACCAGUAAUGAUAUAUUUAUUCUGGUGAUAUUGAAAUUGCGAUGUUAUGGUGGGCACUGCUUCAACGAUAUGCAAUGCAUGAUGUACCACACAAUAAAAACAAUUUGAGCAUCAUUGUAUAUCUUGGAUGAUGCAGCCUUUCCGCGACAUGGAGUAAAUGAAAUGAAACAGAGUGAAUGAAAUAUAAUACUCUGAAUUUAAAGCGAAUAAGAAGUUUAGUGAUAGAAACUGACCACCAAUAUGAUGAUUGACUUGAUGUCAUCAAGCUGGCGAUACUGUUCUGAAACAAAUAUUCAACAAUAACCUACAAGAGAUAUGAACUUCUGAUAAUUCAUGUACAAGCCAGUUUCAAAGUGGUCAACGUUCAGUGUUUCAUGUUUUAUUUUUCAAUUUUUAAAGGUGUGCCUUUUAUUUUAAAGUAAGUAUAUAUUCAUUUGUGAUACUGGUGCUUACAGGAGCUAAGUUGCAGUCACUGUAUGUAAAUUUCCUCAAGAAAAAAAAAUAACUUUGAUUUUCACAACACUUAUAGAUUUAAGGGGGCUUUCGUGUUUUAAGCAUACAUGAGAAUAUGUUGUUCUAGUUAGUAAAAAUACUUCUAAAUCCGUAUACAACUUGUCACUGAUAUUUUUUCGAAAAAUUUCAAGAGUUAUUUUCCCACUGACAUGUCAUAAAUUUUCUGCUGUAUAUAUUGCUUGGCAAACCGUACGUACUUACCAUGCUAUAUACAUAUAUGCAAUAUAAUCUUGAGGUGUGCAAUAACAUAUAUAUGGACCAAUUUUGUGAUAUCAAUGUUUUUGUGUCUGUAAUAGUACAGGUAAAUAUACCCAUUUUUACACUUUUAUACAUUUCUUCUCAUUGUUGAAUUGAUCUGUACAUUGUGAUUGUUUGUAUGAAAUCAAUAUCAUGGCCACUUAUAUGACUUGCAACCAGGGUGGUAAAACCAAACGAAUUUUUUAUUGAACACUUGUUUUAGAGGGGUUUACCAUGUUGGGAUUGUUUAAUAUAUCUUUAAAUGCAUCUUAAAAUUAGGAAAUCAUCAUCUAAAUCAGUGUGUUGCAAACAUUCAAAAUCAAGUACACCCAAAUAAGAACGCAUUAAAAGUCGAGGCCGUUUCUAAUUCGAAAUGUUGAUAUGAAAUUUUCCACAAUCCAAGUCAAUGUACUGUAUUUUACAGACCAUAAGGAGCACUUUAAAUCUAUUUUAUCUCAAAACAUAAUCUAUUGCUACCCAAUCCGUUUGGUUUUGAUCAUCCCUGUUUCAAGCAUUGUUUUAUAAAAAACACUACUUUGAAUUGAAUAAUUGACCCCUUCUCUCUAUCCCCAAUUGUAUAUUGUUUGUUUUCAAAUAGUUGCACAAUAAUACUUUUAUAUAUCUUUAUAAAUAACCGUUACGGUACUGACUUAUGUAUUGUAUUUUAUAGACUGAAAUUAUUGUUUGUGUGAAAUGCAGACAAAUCGGAUUACUAGUUUUUGUAAAUAAUAACAGUACAUUCAUAUAAAGGAGUGAAUAUAU
Styela clava is the source of this 4809-nucleotide messenger RNA. Its product is annotated as exocyst complex component 6B-like. Gene Ontology annotation, biological process: exocytosis; intracellular protein transport; Golgi to plasma membrane transport. The record is from RefSeq and is a predicted model, not a curated record. Gene Ontology annotation, cellular component: membrane; exocyst. Lineage: Eukaryota; Metazoa; Chordata; Ascidiacea; Stolidobranchia; Styelidae.